This is a messenger RNA of Talaromyces amestolkiae, 3627 nucleotides long. RefSeq lists its product as uncharacterized. The record is from RefSeq and is a predicted model, not a curated record. Bases 1 to 3627 code for a protein of 1208 amino acids. Gene Ontology annotation, molecular function: protein binding. The transcript has 2 exons. Lineage: Eukaryota; Fungi; Ascomycota; Eurotiomycetes; Eurotiales; Trichocomaceae.
AUGGCAUUGGCGUUGACAGCUGCUUCACGACUGAAGCCAGAAAUCCGGCUGGCGMAAGCCGUAUCCGAAUUUGAGGCCGACCUGACUAUGGAACAGAAAAUUCGUUUCAACUCAUAUAAAACACAAGUUCACAAAUCGCCGCCGGAGAUUCACGAUGUCAUGCGACUCACGGCUGAGAUCGAUCAGAAAAUCUCGCCCAAGAUCGGCCGGGGCCGUUGUUAUGGUCCGCGACUUACCAACUUCCUACAAGGUGUUCAGCAAUUUGUGGGUUUGGGAGACAUUAUAGUUGGCGGCUCUCAGAAUCUGGUCGCAUGCGGCGUGUGGUCGCUCGUGCGAAUGUCCUUGAUGUCGCUAGUCAGCUCUGCUUCAUAUCUCGAGAAAGUAUCCCGGCUUCUCAUGAUUGUAGGUCGAGGGGCGCCUCGAUACCAAACUCUAGCAGCUAUAUAUCCCCGUUCGAAGGAAUUGCAAGCAAACCUCGGCGAAUAUUUCAUUGUGGUGGUCCGUCUAUGCCAUCAUAUCCUCAAAUUCACCCAAAAAUCAACAGUUAUGCAACUUACCUCUACUAUGAAUACUUCAACUCUGGAAUCUUUCCAACCGGAACUUGAGAUUUGGGCUACAGCAAUCAAAGAAGAAGUGAAUUUAUUGAUGGCCAAGAGGUCUGAAGAUGAAGCGGACAAAAAUUCAAAAUUUAGAGAUUGGUCACUCGGCUUCAGGACUCUCGAUUCCCACCAAAGACAACUCGCAGCAACUCGACGGGUGCUUGAUCUGUGCUCGACAUACGACCACCAAGCGAAGUGGAAACAGAUUCGCAAGGUCGGAAACGCGACGGUAUUUCAGUCGGACGAAAAGUAUCAGAAUUGGAAAAGCUUCCCAAAAUCAGCCACUCUUAUGUAUACGGGAAGAUUAGGGUCUGGCAAAUCUGUUUUAAUGGCCAACAUUGUUGAUGAUUUAAACAUGAACUUGCAAGACAACAUCUUGGUGGCAUAUUUCUUCUGUCGACAUGAUGAAGCAGAGAGUUUGAAAGCGAAAACGAUUCUCGGCUCUUUGGCCCGACAACUUCUCGUCGCCGCCAAAACUUCUGCAGUGGAACUCAAGAGAUUCGAUGAAAACAAACUGAAAGACGUGGAAGAUCUUAUGGUGAUGCUAGACACAACUUUACCGGCCGAACAUAGAGCAUUCUUUGUGUUGGACGGUCUUGAUGAAUGUGGCCAUGCCGUGGCAAAGAAAGUGAUUCGACAUCUUCGAGCUACGCAAGUGAAUUGCAAUCUGCAUCUAUGUAUUUCGCUGAGAUUGGACCCGAAUCAGCUACUGCGGUAUCCCCCUGAAGAUUUCGCUAUAUGUACCGUGAUUUCGGUCCCAGUCGAAAACCCAGAUAUUGAAGCCUUUAUCGAGCGUGAACUGGAAAAUCGUAUUCAGUUAAAUGAGCUGAUAAUAGGCAAUCCGGAGCUCAUCCUCGAUAUCCGAGAUAGUCUCAUGGCUGGAUCACAGGGAAUGUUCCUCUGGGUGGCUCUUCAGAUUGACAUCUUAUGUACAAUGAAAACAGAUGAUGGGAUUCGCCAAGCGCUGGCUGAUCUCCCCAAAGAUCUUUCAACUACAUUCACCCGUAUGUUGAAAAAGCACGAACCAAAAACGAAACCAGAACAGCGAACGAUUCUAGAAAUUCUCGCAGUGGCUCAGCGCCCCCUCACGAGCGACGAGCUUCGGGAAGUUUUGAGUGUAACACCUAGCGACACCUCGUGGGAUCCAGGCAAACUGCUCAAUGACGUGAAGUCGGUCUUAGCGAGCUGUGGAAGUCUCGUCAUUAUCGAUGAGGAAGAUUCGACGGUCCAAUUCAUUCAUCAUAGUGUCAAACAGUUCCUCAUUGAAGAAUAUCGUGACUCGAGUGGCAAAGAGUUUGUUAUCGAUGAUGCCAAUCUGAAUAUGGCAAGAUUGAUACUCACCUAUCUCAGUUACGACCGAUUUGAUAGACAGCUGUCUACGUCUGUUGUUCCUCGAAUGGAUGUUGGUUCCGCGCCCUAUAAAAUAGUCAAAUCGACUAUCAAAUCUCAGAGCGGCGUUCAAGAAGCUGCUUUAAAACUCCUCAGGCUCAAGACGAGACGUGAUCAGGACAUAGGAAGGACGAUACAAGCAAUGAAUGCGCGACAUCAUGAAGUCAAAGAGUACGAUUUUCACUUUUUGAACUAUGCGAAAUUAUAUUGGAUACACCACUUGUGUGCAACGUCAGCAAGUGAAAUACCAGAACUAUCAUUGCUGGCUAAAAUCCUUGAGAGGCGAGCUGUGUCCAUUGAUGAAGCCGUUGCGUACUCUGAAACAUCCCCUGGUAGCCAGAUAAUAGAAUCACGGUCCAAAACGCCACGGAACUUAGUAGAAGUCGCUCCUGGCGGACAGAACUCUGUAUACCGACCAAAGGAUCGCCGAGGAAUAACCUUACUUUUCUGGGCCUGUGGCCUGGAAGAGCUGUCCCUUUUACGGAGACUGAUCCAGAUCGAUGGUAUUGAACCCGAUCAUAGAAAUAUGCAAGGACAGACGCCGUUGUUACAUGCUGCUCAGUGUGGUUAUAAAGUUGCUGUUAGAGAAUUGUUACUUACCAAACGCGUCGAUCUGGUGGCAAGAGAUCUACACGGUUAUACACCACUUAUAUGGGCCGCGCGUCGUGGAUACAGAGAUAUCGUGUAUGAUUUGCUCACAAGGCAUGGGUUGACGGCAGCAGAACAUCCAGAAACUCUGAUUGCUAAUAAAGUCAUCAAAGACGGGUCGUGGUCAUUAGAUGCAUCUCGAACCGCCGCUCAGCUCGGCUCCAUCGAUUUCAGGGAUUCAAGGCAGCGCACGGCAUUAUCAUAUGCUGCUGGAAUAGGUUCUAGCGAAUGUGUCUGCGAACUACUUGUAUUGGGUGCAGAUCGCUCAUUAGCUGAUGUUCUGAACCGAACACCCUUGAUGCACGCUGCCCUUUCUUAUCGUGCAAAUGCUGUUCAACAAUUUUAUGACUUCCCCGAUCCUGAUUACGACCGCGAUUUUCCCGACAAUAAAGAUUUCGAAGGACGGACGGCUCUAUCCUACGCUGCUCAAUAUGGGACCUUACCUAUGGUUCAAAUAUUUCUACGGGAUAAGCGCAUUGACCCGGACACGAGGGAUAAUAAAAAUCGAUCCCCAUUAUCUUAUGCCGCUCAGGAAGGGAAUCCAGACAUUGUUGAGGCUCUGCUUAUGAACUCACAAGUUGAUGCAGACUCACGGUGUGCCGUUGGGCUCUCGCCUCUAUCAUGGGCCAUUGAAAAGAAAAUACCUUUAGCGAAAGGGGACGGCAUCUCUUCAAAAGAAGAAGAUACGCAGCGCUCAAUUAUCCGAGCCUUUCUUGACAGUGGCCGAGUUAACAUCAACACAAAGGACAAUGCAGGCCGGACGCCGCUGAUCAGGGCGGUCUUUCAUCAGCGGUAUUCAUUCGUUGCACUCCUUCUCGACUAUGGCUGCGACAUUCAUAUCCAGGACAAUGGAGGCAAGACUGCACUCGAUUGGGCCCAGUGGAAUGGAAACGAGAAAAUUAUCCAACUGCUACGAGAGCAUACCUCGGGUUCGAGUGGAAAGAAGAUGUUCACGUCGUAUGGCCAUUUGACACAUCGAUUCAAUGACUAG